GGAGGGAGCGAGAGAGAGAGAGAGAGAGAGAGAGAGAACCAAAAACAUAAAACAAAAGAAAAACUAAAAAGAAAAUCAAACCAAAAAAAAUAAAAAUAAAAAAAGCAAAGAGAAAGAAAGAGUUUCUCUCCCUCUUUCUCUCCAUUGCCUAAAACCCUCUUUCUCUCUCAUUAUUUCUCUCUCUGAAAAUCAAAUUUCUUCCUCCGAAACUACAAUUUCUUUUCUUUCUUGAUCUGCUACUCAAUCCAGCUGUUUUUUGUUUCUUCUUCUUGUUCUUGUUCUUCUCAUUCUUUCCUUUUUGUUUUCUUUUGCUCAAAAUGGGUAUUUGCUAAUUUUUUUUUGCUCAACAUGAACCAGCCUCCUGAUAAUAGGCAGGCUUUGGAAAAAUAAAUUGUGCAUAAGCCAAAAGGGACACCUUUGAUAUCUGCAUUGAAGGCAGGAUUUGUGGUUACCCUUUUGGGGUUUGAGCCGAUAUAAGCCUUGAGAUUAAUCUGUGAGAGAUGACACGAGGAAGGAUAAGGGCGAGGCUUCGAAGGAGCCAUCUUCACCCGUUUUCAUGUAUGCGACCAAGAACAGAACAUGAUGAGGCACCACAUCCGAUUGAAGGCCCUGGAUAUUCAAGAAUGGUUCACUGCAACCAACCAAGUAUGCACCGGAAAAAGCCCUUGAAAUACUGUUCAAAUUAUAUAUCCACCACCAAGUACAAUGUCGUGACCUUCCUUCCUAAGGCACUCUUUGAGCAGUUUCGGCGGGUUGCCAAUAUCUACUUCCUUUUGGCUGCUAUUCUUUCACUUACACCUGUUGCCCCAUUUUCUGCUGUCAGCAUGAUUUUCCCUUUGGCUUUUGUUGUUGGUAUUAGUAUGGCAAAGGAAGCUUUAGAAGAUUGGCGUAGGUUCAUGCAAGACAUGAAGGUUAAUACCAGGAAAGCUAGUGUCCACACAGGGGAUGGUGUUUUUCAGUAUAAGCCAUGGCAGAAAAUUCAGGUUGGUGAUGUGGUGAAAGUGGAAAAGGAUCAGUUUUUUCCAGCUGAUCUGCUUUUAUUGUCCAGUAGUUAUGAAGAUGGGAUAUGCUAUGUGGAGACUAUGAACUUAGAUGGUGAGACAAACUUGAAGCCAAAAAGAGCAUUGGAGGUGACCUUGUCUCUCGAGGAUGAUGAGGCUUUCAAAAAUUUUACAGGAACUGUAAAAUGUGAAGACCCAAACCCCAGUCUUUACACCUUCAUAGGUAAUAUUGAGUAUGAGCGGCAGGUUUAUCCUCUUGAUCCUAGUCAGAUUCUGCUUAGAGAUUCUAAGCUCAGGAAUACAGCCUUUGUAUAUGGGGUUGUGAUAUUCACUGGCUUUGACAGCAAAGUCAUGCAGAACUCAACCAAGUCCCCUUCAAAGAGGAGCAGAAUUGAAAGAAAAAUGGAUAAAAUUAUUUAUAUCCUUUUCAGCAUCCUUCUGCUGAUCUCAAUGAUGAGCUCAAUUGGUUUUGCAGUGAAGAUAAAGUUACAAAUGCCAGACUGGUGGUACAUGCAACCCUCAAAACCUGAAAAUUUGUAUGAUCCCGACAGCCCUGUCAAGUCAGGUCUAGCCCAUUUGAUAACUGCUCUCAUUCUUUAUGGGUAUUUAAUUCCCAUCUCUCUCUAUGUUUCAAUUGAGGUUGUGAAAGUUUGUCAAGCAAAGUUCAUUGAUGAAGACCUGCACAUGUAUGAUGAAGAAACUGGCAAUACUGCCCAAGCGCGGACAUCAAACCUAAAUGAGGAAUUGGGACAGGUGGAUACUAUCCUCUCUGAUAAAACUGGAACAUUGACCUGUAAUCAGAUGGAUUUCCUAAAAUGUUCCAUUGCUGGCACUGCAUAUGGUGUGCGUUCCAGUGAAGUUGAACUUGCUGCAGCAAAACAGAUUGCAAUGGACCUUGAGGAGCAGGACGAUGAAUUAUCUAAUGGUUCCAGGCCUAAUAGCCAUACACAUAACUCGUGGGAGACUAGAAGUGGAGCACCAGAAAUUGAAUUGGAGACUGUCAUUACUUCUAAAGAUGAAAGGGAUCAGAAGCCAGUUUUGAAGGGGUUUAGUUUUGAGGACAGCCGCCUCAUGGAUGGUAAUUGGUUAAAGGAGCCAAAUGCAGAUGUCAUUUUGUUAUUUUUCCGGAUAUUAGCAAUUUGUCAGAGUGCUGUUCCAGAGCUGAAUGAAGAGACUGGCAGUUUCACAUAUGAAGCAGAGUCUCCUGAUGAAGGAGCCUUUCUUGUUGCAGCAAGAGAAUUUGGUUUUGAGUUUUGUAAAAGAACUCAAUCAAGUGUGUUUAUCUGUGAAAAAUAUGCUCAUCCAGGACAAUCGGUCGAAAGAGAGUUCAAAGUUCUCAAUUUGUUGGAAUUUACUAGCAAAAGAAAGCGAAUGUCCGUAAUUGUCAGGAAUGAGGAUGGACAGAUUCUACUCUUCUGCAAAGGUGCUGACAGCAUCAUUUUUGAUCGUCUAUCAAAAAGUGGAAGAAUGUAUGAGGAAACUACUACUAGGCACUUGAAUGAAUAUGGAGAAGCUGGGUUGCGCACAUUGGCACUUGCCUACAAAAAGCUUGACGAGUCUGAGUAUACUGCAUGGAAUAAUGAGUUUAUGAAAGCCAAAACAUCAAUAGGUGCUGAUCGAGAUACAAUGCUUGAGCGCGUAGCAGAUAUGAUGGAAAGGGAAUUGAUUCUUGUGGGUUCUACUGCUGUGGAGGACAAACUGCAAAAAGGGGUGCCCCAGUGCAUUGAUAAGCUUGCACAAGCUGGUCUCAAGCUUUGGGUUUUGACAGGAGAUAAAAUGGAAACUGCUAUCAAUAUCGGAUAUGCUUGCAGUUUGCUUCGACAGGGAAUGAAGCAAAUUUGUAUUACAGUGACAAACUCAGAUAUGAUAGCCCAAGAUUCUAAACAGGCUGUGAGAGAGAAUAUUCAGAAUCAAAUCACCAAUGCCUCUCAAAUGAUUAAGCUAGAAAAGGAUCCUCAUGCUGCAUUUGCAUUGAUUAUUGAUGGGAAAACUCUGACUUAUGCUCUUGAGGAUGAUAUGAAGCAUCAGUUCUUGGCAUUAGCAGUCGAUUGUGCAUCUGUCAUAUGCUGUCGUGUCUCUCCCAAGCAAAAGGCACUGGUAACAAGGUUAGUGAAAGAAGGAACUGGAAGAACCACCUUAGCAAUAGGUGAUGGUGCUAAUGAUGUGGGAAUGAUUCAAGAAGCUGACAUUGGUGUUGGCAUCAGUGGGGUGGAAGGUAUGCAGGCUGUGAUGGCCAGUGAUUUCUCUAUCUCCCAGUUUCGUUUCUUGGAAAGACUUCUAGUAGUGCAUGGACACUGGUGCUACAAGAGAAUUGCUCAGAUGAUUUGCUAUUUCUUCUACAAAAAUAUAGCAUUUGGUCUUACCCUGUUCUACUUUGAGGCUUUUACAGCCUUUUCGGGGCAGUCAAUUUAUGAUGACUGGUACAUGCUAUUGUUCAAUGUUGUUCUGACCUCUCUUCCUGUUAUUUCGCUUGGAGUUUUUGAGCAAGAUGUUUCUUCUGAGGUCUGCUUACAGUUUCCAGCACUGUAUCAGCAAGGACCCAAAAAUCUAUUUUUCGACUGGUAUAGGAUACUCGGAUGGAUGGGCAAUGGUCUUUAUUCCUCUAUUGUUAUUUUCUUUCUCAAUCUUGUCAUCCUUUUCGAUCAACCAUUCCGCGAAGGAGGUCAAACUGCUGACAUGGCAAUCGUGGGUACCACUAUGUUCUCUUGCAUCAUCUGUGCUGUCAACUGCCAGAUAGCACUUACAAUGAGCCACUUCACAUGGAUUCAACAUGUAUUUGUCUGGGGAAGCAUUGCAGCUUGGUUCUUGUUUCUCUUACUCUAUGGAAUGAUAUCACCAAUCUAUUCUGGGAAUGCCUUCAAGAUUUUAGUCGAAGCUCUUGGUCCAGCACCCAUAUACUGGUGUUCCAUUUUCUUGGUGACAGUUACAUGUAAUUUGCCAUACCUGGUUCACAUAUCAUUCCAAAGAUGUAUCCAUCCAAUGGAUCACCACAUCAUCCAAGAAAUCAAGUACUACAAGAAGGACGUCGAGGAUCAACACAUGUGGAGAAGAGAACGGUCCAAGGCAAGACAAGAAACCAAGAUUGGUUUCUCUGUAAGGGUGGAUGCAAAGAUCAGACAGUUAAAAGGAAGGCUGCAGAAGAAACAUUCAACCAUAGUAUCACAAACACAAAGUUACGCAUCUUCUCCAUCAUAACCUUGUCUAAUAUAUAUAUUUUUUCUUUUUCUUUUUAUUUCUUUCCUUUUCCUUUUAAUUUUUUUGGGGGAGGGGAACAAAGCUUGUAGGGUUUUGGUUGUUUGCAGUUUUUCUUUUUUCUUUCUUUAUCAUGGCCCUAGUAAUGAUUCAUUUUGCAGUGAUUUAUUUUUUCUUUUUCUUCUUCAAA
Ricinus communis (castor bean) is the source of this 4383-nucleotide messenger RNA. Its product is annotated as probable phospholipid-transporting ATPase 4. NCBI's taxonomy places the organism in Eukaryota, Viridiplantae, Streptophyta, Magnoliopsida, Malpighiales, Euphorbiaceae. Gene Ontology annotation, biological process: phospholipid translocation. Gene Ontology annotation, molecular function: ATP binding; ATPase-coupled intramembrane lipid carrier activity; magnesium ion binding. The transcript is spliced from 11 exons. Gene Ontology annotation, cellular component: plasma membrane. The record is from RefSeq and is a predicted model, not a curated record. The coding region runs from base 501 to 4196 and encodes 1231 amino acids.